CUAUGAUUAUUAUUAUUAUCAUCACAAGAAGAUUUUGUAUUACCUGUGUCAGUUAUCACAGACUGAUAAGUCAAUAUUUGGCAAAUAUAUAGCCUGUUGUACACGUUAAUUGAACCGACCAGAAACAAACUAAUCAACAAUAAACAUAGCUUAUACAAACAAAGCCAGCGUCAUGUUUUGGUUGCACCAAACACUCCAGACAUUUCUUCCUUUCACUGACAAUCGGAAUGCUUCCAUCAGAUCACGUGACCACACAUGUGCUAAUAUGGCGGCGAGGAAUAUGAGGGGGAAGAUGGUCGCCAAAGUGCCACUAACAUUUGACUCGGACUCUGAUUAGUGUUGAUGGGUAGGCAUAAUGAGUUCCAUAUCUUCCGAACGCGCAGACCACCGACGUCCUGACGAUGCCACGCCACCAGGCAGACGAGGCUUGCGACAACGCAUACCGUACAGGAUGUUCGGGAAGAGGCUGGACAGUACGAAAAGACUGGUGGUGUCCAGCAAGGUGUGGAUGAAGACUAUCCCAACCCAGAACUGUGAUGUCCUUCUCACGUUUCCUGCCAAGGCGGAUGAUGCAACUCUCAUGUGGCUCCUGGCACGGCUCAAGACUCGCACUCCCCAGAUAAUUGUUCAUGUCCGCCACCACAGCAACUCCGGAAUAUAUGGCUUCUACAUGACAGCUACGUAUGAGAAUUUGCUGAAGGGGACCGAGGAACUUGGCAUCAAGAAGCCGCUGAAGAUGGACUAUGGUGGAGGCAUGAAGGAGUUCACGUUUGAGGACCAGGAUUGUUUCGCUGGUGUGGAGGAUGAGAAGACCUUCCUGACAAGCCAAGAAAGACAGGACAUACUCUACCACCUGCUGUGUGAGCUACGAGCUGUGGAGGGAGAGCAGCUCGCCAAGAUCAGGUUCCUGGAAGGUCAACCCAUUGUUCCCCGCCUGGAGUCCGGCAAGGUCAUCUCCCAGGUGUUCCCCCUCCACAACAAGGACGAUCUCGCCGAGCUGCGAAAGUGCUGGGUGCAAGCGUUCUUCAGGAAACAACCACAACAGAAGAUCUGCGAGUACUUUGGUGUGAAGAUUGCUCUGUAUUUCGCCUACCUGGGACACUACACAGCAUCUCUGUGUUUCCCGACACUGCUGGGGAUGGUGUUCUGGUUCAUACAGGACUCGCAGGAGAUCGAGGACAUCUGUUUUGUGACAUACGCCUUGUUCAAUGUGAUAUGGGCAACCUUGUACCUGGAACACUGGAAGAGAACCAGCUCAGAGCUUGCCUACAAGUGGGGCACUCUGGAAAAAAAGGAUGAACUCAUUAAGGACCCAAGACCCCUCUAUAAGGGCGACCUGGUAAAGAGUCCUGUCACAGGUCGGAUGCAGCCAUUCUACCCACCCUGGAAACGCAACUUAUUUCGGUACCUUGUGAGCUUCCCUGUGAUUGGCUUCUGUCUUUUCGUGGUGUUCGCUGUGAUGCUGCUCAUCUUCCAGCUGCAGGAGUGGGUGAAUGCCCUCAUCGCGUCAGAUGAUAUCCCAGCAUUCCUCCGGUUCUGCCCAAAGAUCCUGCUUGCAUUGUGUAUAACAAUUUUUGAUGAACUUUACAGAGUCAUUGCAGUUUGGCUGAAUGAUAAGGAGAAUUACCGAUUGGAAGAAACAUACGAAAAUCAGCUUAUUCUAAAACUAGUAAUGUUCCAGUUUGUCAACUCGUUCCUGUCCCUGUUCUACAUCGCCUUCUACCUGCGGGACAUGGACCGACUGAGAGAGCAACUGGCAGCGCUCCUCAUCACCAGGCAGGUGAUUGGCAACCUGAAGGAGGCCCUGCUGCCCUACCUGGUGUGGAAGGCCAGGCUGUUGAAGGUGGGGCUGCAGAUCACUGGACAGAUGUCCCCCUCAAGCCUGGACAAGGAGAUCAAGGAGAUGACCAGUGGGGUCAGGCAGCGACGGCGGGGACAGGUUGGAGAGGACACUGAGACAGUUGACAACAGCCCUGAACAGGAGCAGGUUGAGACGGAACCCAGUCCUGGAGAUGUAGGUGAGGAAAGUCUCCAGCAGUGUCUGGCCAACAACAUCCUACACAAGGAGAAGCAGGAGGACCCUGUCAUAGAGACGACUCAGUCCCCCCUCGGGGAGAAGAUGAGUGGACCAACACUCACACAGGCAGAGGUUGAGAGUGCCAUGAAGAAGUAUGAGGACACAUACGAAGACUACCUGGAGAUGUUCAUCCAGUUUGGCUAUGUGACACUCUUCUCCUCGGCUUUCCCUCUGGCAGCACUGUGUGCCCUGCUGAACAACGUCAUUGAGAUCCGGAGCGAUGCCUUCAAGCUUUGUGUCAACCAUCAGCGCCCGUUUGGGAAACAGGUGGAGAACAUUGGCAUCUGGCAGGAUGCCUUAGAGGUGAUGGGAGUGAUUGCCGUCAUUGUCAACUGUGCUCUGAUUGGGAUGUCCGGACUGACACACAGGAUGAUGCCCAACAUGGAUGACACCACCACCAUCAUCAUCAUCAUUGUACUUGAACAUCUCAUCCUGUUGCUCAAGUUCUCUAUUGCCUUUGCUAUUCCGGACAUCCCUGACUGGGUCGCGCUGGAAAUGGCCAAGGUGGAGUUCCAGAGGAGAGAGGCCCUCAAGAGACUUGAAGCUCAGACAUCACCAGGACUUAACUCUCCAGACAUAAGACGUCGCUGUCCGUCUGAAAACCUAUCAGAUAGUCCUCGCCAGAGCAGACCGCCAGACAGUCCCAGGAACUCGAACCUGGUGCCUUCUACCCUCCCUGGGCUCCGGCCUUGCCCUCAAGCUGCUCCCCAACCUCCCCACAGGGGGUCUCUCGCUCAAGGUGCAGGAAGGGGGACCAGUUCUCCACCUCAUAGUCACUGUCCAUCUAUUCCAUCACGCUCACCAAUUGUGCGUAGUCCAGAUCAUAGAGGUCAGGUCAGUAGUUCUCAAAAACGGCAGCAUCCAAGCACUGAUCCUUGGAGCCAGGCUCAAGGUGAAGGUGAGGUGCAAGGUUAUUCAUCAGAGCUUAGAGGUCACCUUGGUGGUAGAUCUGUGCCCAGAAGUCAAUCAUCGUCGUCCAUUCAGAUGUCCAACUCACCUCCAGGUGGUGUUAGGUGUCGUAGUGUCCCAAAGUCUCCCCCAGAGGCUGUGUCUGAGUCUUUGAACAAACCAAGUCAUCAGUCAAAGGAGGGCCUGGAGAGGUCCUGUGAUGGAUCAAGUGUUGAUAUUCAGAGACACGCCUCUCAAUCCUCCAACAGAAUGGAAUCUGUAAGAGGAACUACCAGGAAGUCAUCUGAUUCACAGUUUCAUCUGUCAUCUUACAGAUCAGAGCAGAUGAUGAAUGCUCAGAACUCUGAUGCUCGACGUAUAGUCACACGACGUACGUCAGAUUCUCAUAUCCUCUCUCAGUCUUCCUCCAUCUCAUCCCAAUCCCCAGAUCACAAUCCUCAUUUGAGUUCUCGGUCCGAGUCACCUGAAAUCAUUCCAGAAUUAGGAAACAGUUUCAGGAGUGAACGAGACUUCAUGACAGUUAUUCCAGGAGGAAGCGUCAUCCAGCGCCGACCACAGGCGGCGGCAAGUGACUCCCAGUCCAGGAACGAUGCUAGCUCCAGCUAGGUUGUGGCCAUGUCAUGAGUUGCAGCUUCACAGUGACAGUAACAGCAGUACCCUUUGUUGCUAGGUAACAGCAAGGUGCUUCUCAUGACCUCUCCAUCAAGAUGAAUGCUUCUGGUGUUGGUGUUGAAGAACAUGUUUAACUUUUCAUGAUUUGUGGGGGAUGUGUCAAGACUUUUAUGUGGCAUGGAUCAAUAUCAAUGAGCUUUAGUUUUGACAUUCAUGAACCCCCUGAGAUGAAGCUGGGCAGCACUGAUGAUAACAAGACAAAUAUCAGAAUGCCGUUUUUUGUUUUUCCAAAACACGCAUGAAUGUUUGAACUAUAUUGUUAUGUCCAGAAAAGGCAUUUUCCUUGUACAGUGACAAUUUGUUCACUUUA
Molecule: messenger RNA, 3968 nt
Organism: Haliotis rubra (blacklip abalone)
Lineage: Eukaryota; Metazoa; Mollusca; Gastropoda; Lepetellida; Haliotidae
Product: anoctamin-8-like
Exons: 15
Coding region: 356-3592 (1078 amino acids)
Biological process (GO): chloride transmembrane transport
Cellular component (GO): plasma membrane
Molecular function (GO): chloride channel activity
Source: RefSeq, a predicted model, not a curated record